UUUCAGGUGAAGCCGAGGAGCUUACUUUUGUCUUCAGAGAAAGUUUCACGGAACAAUCAACUCUCUUGUCGUUUCUGGGUAUAAUUCGCUUGACGCUCAUUUUCCUUAAUCGUUUUAAUUGCGUAUUUGUCAUUCAGCUGAACUGUGUGGACAGUGGUAUUAUUCUGUCUGUUAGCUGCUAGAGGUAUUCAAAUCACACACCGAAAUGGCCGAAAGCAAGGAUGAACUCGUUCAACGCGCCAAGCUUGCCGAGCAGGCUGAGCGAUACGACGAUAUGGCUCAGUCGAUGAAACGAGUCACCGAAUUGGGUGCCGAACUUUCCAAUGAGGAGCGUAAUUUGCUUUCGGUUGCCUACAAAAAUGUAGUCGGGGCAAGACGCUCGUCAUGGCGGGUGAUAUCAUCAAUUGAACAGAAGACUGAAGGUUCGGAGAAGAAGCAACAGAUGGCAAAAGAAUAUCGUGAAAAGGUUGAGAAGGAACUGCGAGAUAUUUGUCAAGAUGUUUUGAAUCUUCUGGACAAAUAUCUCAUUCCGAAAGCAGGUAAUCCUGAGUCGAAGGUGUUCUACUUAAAAAUGAAGGGUGAUUACUACCGAUAUCUGGCCGAAGUUGCAAGUGGAGAUGAUCGCGACGUGGUAGUGAAGAAGUCACAGGAUUCCUACCAAGAAGCAUUCGAUAUCGCGAAGGACAAAAUGCAGCCCACACAUCCGAUCCGGCUUGGGCUUGCACUCAAUUUUUCGGUAUUCUACUACGAGAUAGUGAAUGCGCCAGACAGUGCCUGUCAACUUGCUAAAAAGGCAUUUGAUGAUGCAAUUGCUGAAUUGGACACCCUAAGUGAGGAAUCCUACAAGGACAGUACGUUAAUCAUGCAGCUCCUUCGUGACAACCUUACGCUGUGGACAUCGGAUACUAGCGCGGACGAUCAGGAAAGUGGUGGGCAAGCCGGUGGAGCAGGUGGCAAUUAAGCGGGAAGAACAAACAAACUGAGAACUAAGGCCACAUUACCGUCGCUGUCUUUUCCAAAUGAUCGUUCUUCGUGUUCUUUUUUUUUGAACUUGUUUUUUUGGUUUGAUGAAUAAUUAUAAGUUUCCAGUUGUUUUGCGUAAAACAAUCAGUUUCAUCCAUGAUAUGUGUUGAAAACAUGUCCAUGUAUUUUUUCGUCUACAGGUAAUUGUUUUUGUCGACAGGUCGACGCCCUUUAUAACGCACUGCGGUAUUUUUGAGCUUUUUGGAUUAUGACAGACAACCUGCAAUAUUUGCAUGUUUAUUCCAUUAUAUGAAAAACACGGCUAGAGAAUUUUGACUGGUCGAAGAUUAUUACUCGGAUAUUUGUGUCACCUAGUUGUUUCUCUUUACUUAUUCUGAAUAGCAUUCGAAAAGUUUAGCCUAUUCUGCUUAAGUUUGUAAUUGCCCUCAUAUACUAUGGAUGUUUACAUGAGAUGAAUUUGAAUAUAUCCUUAACGUGAAAUUUUGUAGGACACAGCUUUAAAGGCAGACCGUAUUUCCUGUUUGGAGGAUGUCUAAUUGCCUGUCCUUUCAUCAGUUCUAAUUGAGUUUUACAUUUGGAAAGUCCCAGUCUUAACCUGUUCGUGACAGUUGUCUUUUGACAUUUAUAGUGUAGCCUAUUAUGUUUUUGCUUUUGCUUCCAAUCUUCUCGGGGGAUCUGCCGUUAUAUAUUGCAGCCAUGUUUGUUGAGUAAAAUUUGCAUAUUCAUGAAGUGGACAAAAAGGACAAUGUUUUGGUUUGCAGAGAUGGGAAACCAUCUGCAUACGGUAGUUGAAAUCAGGCGGGGUUGUCGCUUGUGCACAUUAUUGCUUCUUUUUGAUUGUCUUUAUUUGUUCGUAUAAAUUUCAGG
Messenger RNA from Loa loa (African eye worm), 1851 nucleotides. Its product is annotated as 14-3-3-like protein 2, variant 1. Gene Ontology annotation, cellular component: cytoplasm. The transcript has 6 exons. Gene Ontology annotation, biological process: signal transduction. The record is from RefSeq and is a predicted model, not a curated record. NCBI's taxonomy places the organism in Eukaryota, Metazoa, Nematoda, Chromadorea, Rhabditida, Onchocercidae. The coding region runs from base 206 to 961 and encodes 251 amino acids.